Tricharina praecox is the source of this 912-nucleotide messenger RNA. Its product is annotated as Shr3 amino acid permease chaperone. Lineage: Eukaryota; Fungi; Ascomycota; Pezizomycetes; Pezizales; Pyronemataceae. Gene Ontology annotation, biological process: endoplasmic reticulum to Golgi vesicle-mediated transport. Gene Ontology annotation, cellular component: endoplasmic reticulum membrane. The transcript has 3 exons. The record is from RefSeq and is a predicted model, not a curated record. The coding region runs from base 284 to 874 and encodes 196 amino acids.
GUCUGUAGUUGCACAGAAUGCAAUCGGUAUAAAAAAUUCGCGGUUUUUAUGUACGAAAACCGUGUCUUCUUCACCGCGCAGCUCUCCGGUGGUCUCUCAAUUUCUUGUCACAUUCCCGAACCGGCAUCGGCCGUCGCCCAAACGCUUGGCUACUAGAGGCGAACUUGUAAUUAGAAGAAGUACCUACUCCCGCGCGCCCCAUCUCAACCAACAUCGUCCGCCACCACCGGCCAACCCCUCACGAAAACACGAAGGAGAAAAAAACUAGAACGAACGUACAACGAUGCCGACCGCCAACUUCGCGACGUUCCUAAUCAUCUGCCCGACAUGUUUCGUCCUCGGCAUUCUGUUCACGAAUUGGUCCUAUGACCACCACACACUGUGGUCCACCCUCCCCAUGUCGGAAGCCACCAUCGCCGCCGUCGAAACCCACUACAGCAUGCUCUGCCGGUCGCCGCCGAUCCUCGCCCGCCUCCUCCACGCCGUCAUCGUCACCGGCCUGCUGGGUUUCUUCGUUAAGCUCUACCGCCCGAGCGAGAGCAACAUGCUUUUCGAUGGCGCCAGUCUGGUGCUAUACAUGAUCGGCCUCAUCAUGUACGGUACCAACAUCAUCCGUGGGCUGCGUACGGUGGAGAGUGGUGAGUACGGUGAGGAUAUUGGGCGCGUUGAUACGCUGAGGGUCAUGGCGGCUAGCCAUGUCAUCCUUGCGUUGGUAUUGGUGGGUGUCCUGGUUCUGCAGAGUGGACAAUGGUACGCGGAGAGGAAGGAGGGGCAGGAGGUGGCUGCGGCGAUACAGUUGGAGGAGGAGGAGGAGGAGAAAAGGUUGGCAGCUGCCGCCGUGGUGGACAAGACGAAGAGUAAGAAGAGGAAUUAGUGGAUGUAUGGGAAAAGGUGGACCCAGGAGCUUGAGGU